AGAGGACAGACAGGAUUCGUGGCUAGCUUCCGCCUUGCUGACAGACGACCCUACUGAGCUAUCACUGCCUUUAAAUAACACUAAGACGGCAACCUGCUGUCAACUGUUUUGUAAGUUAUACGAUAACCUUUACUGUUGCAUGAUACGUCAACUAACACGUCUAAAGCUAAAGCUGAAUGUCGAUAAUCCUACGUUGUUUUAAUGUGAGUCCACGACUGUACACACAACUCCCCGGACAAGUGCUCUACAAUCUAUCAAUGUCGUCUGAACUUAAGAAACCAGUCAGCACUAUCAAAAUGAAGCCUGAAAAAGACAGCUGGAGACUGAAUUAUGUCACUGGGAACCUGUUCUCCUGUCCUGAAGACGAGGCUUUGGCCCACUGCAUCAGUGAGGACUGCCGCAUGGGGGCAGGCAUAGCUGUGACGUUCAAGCAGAGGUUCAGAGGGGUAGAUGAGUUAAAGGGACAGAAAAAGCUGACGGGACAGUGUGCUGUACUGAAAAGAGACAGACGUUUUAUCUACUAUCUGAUCACAAAGAAAAAGGCCAGCCAGAAACCGACCUAUAAAAGCCUGAGCGAUAGCCUGGAGCAGAUGAGGUCACACUGUGUACUGAAUGGAGUAACAAGAGUAUCAGUGCCUCGUAUUGGCUGUGGCCUGGAUCGUCUGAGGUGGGAAAAAGUGUCAGUGAUACUGGAACAGGUGUUUAAACCCACAAACAUCUCCAUCACAGUCUACAGCCUCCCUGAGAAAGCAGAGACCACAGCAAUGAAGGAAAACAUGCGCAGAUAAUUGAUGGAAACGUUUCUUUAUUUUAAUAUUAAAGUUUGUGUUCUUUUCUGUAUUAUUCCCAUGUAUUCAAAUGUUGUCAUAAAUGACAUGGAAAUAAAUGUUGUUUUUUGCAAAUGAAA
Dicentrarchus labrax (European seabass) is the source of this 907-nucleotide messenger RNA. RefSeq names its product O-acyl-ADP-ribose deacylase 1 (gene oard1). The transcript has 5 exons. The record is from RefSeq and is a predicted model, not a curated record. Bases 177 to 788 code for a protein of 203 amino acids. NCBI's taxonomy places the organism in Eukaryota, Metazoa, Chordata, Actinopteri, Moronidae. Gene Ontology annotation, biological process: peptidyl-glutamate ADP-deribosylation.